Molecule: messenger RNA, 693 nt
Organism: Delphinapterus leucas (beluga whale)
Lineage: Eukaryota; Metazoa; Chordata; Mammalia; Artiodactyla; Monodontidae
Gene: TM4SF20
Product: transmembrane 4 L six family member 20
Cellular component (GO): membrane
Source: RefSeq, a predicted model, not a curated record
AUGACCUGCUGUGAAGGAUGGACAGCCUGCAAUGGAUUCAGCCUGCUGGUUCUACUUCUGUUGGGAGUAACUCUCAAUGCAAUACCUCUAAUUGUCAACUUAGUGGAGGAAGACCAAACUUUUAAAAACCCCAUCUCUUGCUUUGAAUGGUUGUUCCCUGGGAUUAUUGGAGCAGGUUUGAUGGUCAUUCCAGCAACAACGAUGUCCUUAGCAGCGAGGAAAAGAGCAUGCUGCAAUAACAAAACCGGGAUGUUUCUUUCAUCACUUCUGAAUGUGAUCAUGGUCACUGGAGCUGCAUACUGCCUGACGGUGUCCAUCCAGGCUCUCGCGGAGGGCCCCCUCAUUUGUAACUCUCAAGGCAACAGAACUUCCAGUUGUGAAUUUUCAUUGACAAACGUAACUGCCAUUCAUCCAGAAUCCUUCGAUCUGCAGUGGUUCUUUGACGACUCUUGUGUUUCUCCUAUGGAUUUCAAUAAUCCCUCCAUCAACAACACAACAGCCAGUAACUGGAGAACAUACAGCUUACACUUCAAUUCUAUAGAAAACAAUCAUAGGAUUAUCCAUUUCUCAGUAUUUUUAGGUCUACUGCUUGUGGGCAUUCUUGAGACCCUGUUUGGGCUCAGUCAGAUACUCAUCGGCUUCCUUGGCUGUCUGUGUGGAGGAGUCUCUAAGCGAAGAAACCGAAUUGUGUAG